Chenopodium quinoa (quinoa) is the source of this 920-nucleotide messenger RNA. RefSeq lists its product as uncharacterized. The transcript is spliced from 3 exons. Lineage: Eukaryota; Viridiplantae; Streptophyta; Magnoliopsida; Caryophyllales; Amaranthaceae. The coding region runs from base 178 to 777 and encodes 199 amino acids. Gene Ontology annotation, cellular component: chloroplast stroma; chloroplast thylakoid membrane. The record is from RefSeq and is a predicted model, not a curated record.
UUAUUAUUACGGAGUAUACCUUUUUUAGGCAACGCCUUAAAAUCUAAUUCUUUUCAUAAGACUGUCCAACUGUCCACCAAAAUCCUAUCUCUUCAGCCAUCAACUUCUCAUCCUUCCAUAAAAUUUUCCAUCCAAUAAAAAAAAGAAAAAAUUAUAUUGAAUUCAGUGAAGAGGCCAAUGGCUUCAGCAACUGCUAGACAAGUACUCAACCCACAGAUUUUACAGUCUAAUAACUGUCUGUCUUCAGGUCAUCAUCCCAUUUCAACUUCACUUUCUUUCACUUGUAAUUCUAAUCCCAAUCACAUUCUCCCUCCUAAUUCUUCCUUAUUUUUCUCCGGCCACCGGCAUAUGCCGGUUGUGGUGAAAUCAUCACCUGGGAAAGAUGGCGGCGUUGGCGGUGAUGAUGAUGAGGGUGUUUCUCUUGGAACCAUGAGAUUGCCUUCAGACACUGAUGUUCCCAGGUUUGAGACUUUACUCUUUCAGCAGUGGGCAAACAGUCUGAACCAAGGAGCUCAGUUGCCACUUCCUGUUCCACUAAAGGUUGACAAGAUUGAAGGAGGGGUAAGGCUAGGCUUUGUGGAAAUCGACGAUGGGAAGACACAAGUUCGAGUGUACAUUGAUUGUCAAGUAAUAACAGGCAGCAAUGACUCUGGCCCUUUAACUUUCAGAGCAACCAGAAAAGGAGCCCUCAAAAACAAGGUGCCGCUUGGCGAGCCCAGAAUCAUGAAGAGCCUUCUUGCAGCUCUCAAGACAUCUGUCGAAAUUGCCAGAGUUUGAUGAAUUUGUCUAUUUUUAACACAGUUUAUAAGGUUGAUACAUGAUCUAAAUAUAUUCAGAAAGAGAAAUUUCUUGUCAGAUUUCUACUCUAUACUAAUGUCACAUUUACAAACUUUCUCUAUUUAGUCCUAUAUUCUCAUCCA